Molecule: messenger RNA, 4197 nt
Organism: Syngnathoides biaculeatus (alligator pipefish)
Lineage: Eukaryota; Metazoa; Chordata; Actinopteri; Syngnathiformes; Syngnathidae
Gene: pde6c
Product: phosphodiesterase 6C, cGMP-specific, cone, alpha prime
Exons: 22
Coding region: 114-2672 (852 amino acids)
Biological process (GO): signal transduction; visual perception
Molecular function (GO): 3',5'-cyclic-nucleotide phosphodiesterase activity; protein binding
Source: RefSeq, a predicted model, not a curated record
CGCGGAGGAGGAUGCACUCGCCCCUGUAGCGCUCUUUUUUUUUUUUUUUUUUCCCCUCUCAUAGGUGAUGCUUUAGUAGGAGAAUCAAAAGUUUCGACAAUUAUUUUGCAAGAAUGGCAGAUAAAGACAGCGUGGAGAAAUAUCUGGACAACAACCCGCAAUUCGCCAAAGAAUAUUUUGAUAAGAAGGUGCGGGCGGAGGCCCUCACCGCCGCUUUCUCGGCGACGGUGCAGGUGAAGGACACGGCCUCCUUCAAGGAUAUCAAUUCGGUCCAGGAGGCCGCCCUCAUCUUCGAGCUGGUGCAGACGUUGCAAAAGCAAAGCGUGGUGGAGGAGUGUCUGCACAAGGUCCUGCAGCGGGUGGCCCUCAUCCUGCAGGCCGACAGGGUCAGCUAUUACCUGUGCAGGUCCAGGAACGGGAUACCCGAGCUCGCCACGUGCCUCUUCGACGUCACCCCGACGUCCAAGUACGAGAGCAACCUGGUGCACCCGCAGACCGAGAUCGUGUUCCCCCUUGAGAUGGGCAUCGUGGGCUUCACCGCCUCCUCCAAGAAGCCCCAAAGUGUUCCCGACGUCUCCCAGAAUAAGAAGUUCUGCGACUUUGUGGACAAGCAGACGGGCUACAAGACCAAAUGCAUGCUGACGUUCCCCCUCAUGGCCGACAAAGAGUGCCUCGGGGUGGUCACGGCGCUCAACAAGAUCGGAGCUCCUCACUUCACGCCCGAGGAUGAAGCGCUCUUCCACAAGUACAUGACCUUCGCUCACGUCAUUGCCCUGCAGCAUCACACGACCUACAUGUUCAACGUGGAGUCCAGGAGGAGUCAGGUGCUGCUGUGGUCGGCCAGUAAAGUUUUUGAAGAGUUGACCGAUAUCGAGAGACAGUUCCACAAAGCUCUGUACACCGUCAGGACCUACCUGCAGUGCGACCGAUACUCAGUGGGCCUGCUGGACAUGACCAAAGAGAAGGAAUUCUACGACGAGUGGCCCGUAAAGCUGGGGGACGUGGAACCUUAUAAAGGACCGAAGACGCCAGAUGGAAGGGAAGUCAUUUUUUACAAGAUCAUCGACUACCUCCUGGAGGGCAAGGAGGAAAUCAAAGUCAUACCGGGUCCUCCAGCCGAUCAUUGGGCUCUGGUCAGCGGACUCCCCACCUACGUCGCAGAGAACGGCUUUAUUUGCAACAUGAUGAACGUGGCCGCCGACGACUUCUUCACUUUUCAGAAAGAGGCCGUGGACGAGACGGGCUUCGUCAUCAAGAACGUUCUGUCCCUGCCCAUCGUCAACAAGAAGGAGGAAAUCGUGGGCAUCGCCACGUUCUUCAACAGGAAAGACGGGAGGCCCUUCGACGAGUACGACGAGCAGAUCACCGAGGCGCUGACCCAGUUCCUGGGCUGGUCGGUGCUCAACUGCGACACCUACGACAAACUCAACCACAUGGAGCACAGGAAGGACAUCGCCCAGGAGAUGCUCAUGUACCAGACCAAGUGCACCACCGACGAGCUGCAGUCCAUCCUGAACACCAAAGAGAAGUUUAGCAGUGAGCCAGAGGACUGCGACCAGAAGGAGAUGUACAAACUAUUGAGAGCGACGUGCCCGGCGGCCGACAACGUCAGCGGCGAGAACUUGUACUCGUUCGCCUUCAGCGACUUCCCGGUGUCGGAGUUCGACCUCAUCAAGGCCGGCAUCCGCAUGUUCUUCGAGCUCGGAGUGGUGGAGAAGUUCAAAGUCCCCGCGGAGACGCUGACCCGCUGGAUGUACACGGUCCGCAAGGGUUACCGGGCCAUCACCUACCACAACUGGCGGCACGGCUUCAACGUGGGACACACCAUGUUCUGCCUGCUCCAGACGGGGAAGCUGAGGAAGUACUACUCCGACCUGGACGCCUUCGCCAUGGUGGCCGCUGCUUUCUGCCACGAUAUCGACCACAGAGGCACAAACAACCUCUACCAGACCAAGAGCGCGUCUCCUCUGGCCAAACUUCACGGCUCGUCCAUCAUGGAGAGGCACCACCUGGAGUACAGCAAGACCCUGAUGGGCGAGGAGAGCCUCAACAUCUUCUGCAACCUUCAGAAGCGCCAGUUCGAGACCGUGCAGCACCUGUUCGACGUCUGCAUCAUCGCCACCGACCUGGCGCUUUACUUCAAAAAGAGAACCAUGUUCCAGAACAUCGUGAACGCCACGGAGCCAAUGACGGACGAUAAGGAGGCCACGUCCUUCAUCGCCAACAACCCCACCAGGAAGGAGAUCGUCAUGGCCAUGAUGAUGACCGGCUGCGACCUGUCAGCCAUCACCAAACCCUGGGAGGUGCAGAGCAAGGUGGCACUGAUGGUCGCCGCAGAAUUCUGGGAGCAGGGAGACCUGGAGAGGUCGGUUUUGGACCAGCAACCAAUUCCCAUGAUGGACAGGAACUGUGCGGAGCAGCUGCCCAAGAUGCAGUGCGGUUUCAUCGACUUUGUGUGCUCGUUUGUGUACAAGGAGUUCGCCCGCUUCCACAAGGAGAUCACGCCCAUGUUCGACGGCCUCAACAACAACCGCUCCCACUGGAACGAGCAGGCCGAGGUGUACAACGCCAAGAUGAAGGCCAUCGAGGACGAGAAGAAGAAACUGGAGGAGGAAGAAGCCCGCAAAGCUGGCGGCGGUGACGGGAAGUCAAAAACGUGCGCAAUCUGCUAAGUUCUUCACGGCGACGCUCGGAUACGGACCGCAGCUUGGACUGGUUUCAGCCUUUCGAUUGGAUCUAUAGUUCUUCCCGGUCUAGAGCACAUUUUUAGUCUCAUGUAGCCCCGCCCGGAUUAACGCUCCAAGGAGGCCAAAUUCGAAAAUGAUGAGGAACGGCGGGAUGAACUCUGAGGACAGUUUGGACGACGGAAUUUUUUUUUUCCCUCUGCUUCGGACCGCAUCCAUGGACGCUAGCCGAUUAGCGUAGUUGCACUGCCAGAUACGAGGGGGACAACUGGAACUAUUUUUUUUUUUUUUUUUUAAAUAUAAACUAGAAUUAGUCCUAACAGGAAGAACAUGUACACAAAAAGGCCCCGGGAACAAGUAAAAGUCGUGUACUAUGGAUUUAUCAGAUUCUGUAUGCACAGUAAUUGGAUUAUAUUCAAAUUUGGUGUUUUGAUCACAAUGGCGUCACUUACUUAUUAUAAGUUCCCAGUAGAAAAUCGUAGAGGUGGGACAAAAUGUUGAUAUCACGGUGUAUCGUUUUCGCGUAUGAAUCUGCGUGGAUACGUGAGCGUUACGCAUUAUUAUUAUUAAAGGUCUUAAAUAUUUAACAAACAAUUUUACUAUGUAUUUCUAUGUGCUGAUGUUAAAGGGGUGUUUGCAAUGUCAUCACCAAAAUUAAAAGCAGGGGAAAAAAAAAUUGAACUUGUUAACUUUUAAUGUUCACCUAACAAUUAUGAAUAAGGUUAUUUUCUCGGGCAACAAGGUGUGUGUGUGCGCCAUCGGUUUUGGUUGUUUUUAAUAAAUUUUUUAAUUGCAAACGCUUCCAUUAAAUGUACAAAAUACAGCGUUAACAUGAUAUCUGGCUAUAAAAAAAAAGCUAACUAGCGAGCUAAUAUCAAUGUCUAAUUAUGUCCGAUGUUUGACCAUCAUUUCCAAAAACAAACAAAAUAACGUUAUAUAUCGCAAUACAUUAAGGAGGUUAUUUAUCAGUUGUGGAAAGUUGUAAGCAAUUCCCACCUCUAUUAGAUAAAAAAAUACAUAUUUUUUUACAUGUACUGGCUUUCCAAGGAUCAUUUAAAAAAACACCAAGAACCUGUCACCCUUUAUCUCCGACGUGAUAUGAUUUAAAUGGGAAAAAAAUCCAUAUGAACCUCCUCCAGAUGACUUGUAUGAGAUAACGUUUGUUUAAAAAAAUAAUAAUCUGCAUCAUCUCCAAGGAAAAAUGUAGUUGGAGUCCCAUACGGGUCUCUUUGAGAGUGAAGCCUUCUCGUCUGUUGUGUUGAUAACGUGACACGUUAACAUUUGCGUUACUGAUCGGCUCGAGGUCCGGUUAGAGCGGCGCCAUCGCUGCCCGGGACUCCGGAACUGGGCCGCCCCUGCACUUUCCCUGUACCGCAUCUUCCUCCUCCUCUUCCUCCUCUUACGCAACGUCUUCACCUCUAAUCAAUGAGGCCUCAAUCAAACGUCGCAAAUCCAAUUAGGAGCGCUUAACCCGGAAACACUUUCCUCUGCUCCUUGCGGCGGCCCCAUCACC